Molecule: messenger RNA, 2719 nt
Organism: Epinephelus lanceolatus (giant grouper)
Lineage: Eukaryota; Metazoa; Chordata; Actinopteri; Perciformes; Serranidae
Gene: hnf4g
Product: hepatocyte nuclear factor 4, gamma
Biological process (GO): regulation of DNA-templated transcription
Cellular component (GO): nucleus
Molecular function (GO): RNA polymerase II cis-regulatory region sequence-specific DNA binding; zinc ion binding; nuclear steroid receptor activity
Source: RefSeq, a predicted model, not a curated record
CUCCUUGUCCUCGGCCCAAUCAGAUGGGAUUAUAGAUCUUUUAUGCCAUGCAUCUCCCUUGUCAUGGCUGUAAGAAAUAGAUGAAGCAGAGACCAGCAGACAGGGGGAGAGGAGAUAGAGUGAACUAAGGAGAGAAGGGAAGCUAAGAGAGAAAAGAAGAAGGUGUGAGGAAGACUGAGCCGAAACAGGAAUGAAGUAUCCCUUUGCUCCUCAGAGUAAGUCUCUGUUAGACAUGGAGGUAGCAAACUAUUGUGAAGGCCUGGAUCCCUCAUACAGCACGCUGGGCUUUGAGAAUGCAGAUGUGUUCUGUGGAGGAGACAGCAUGCCGACAGAGCCGAGCCUGCAAGUCGGUGCAGACGGGGUCAGCAGUAACUGUGCCAUCUGCGGAGACAAAGCCACCGGGAAACACUACGGAGCCUCCAGCUGUGACGGCUGCAAGGGCUUCUUCAGACGCUCCAUACGCAAGAGUCAUGUCUACACCUGCAGGUUCAGCAGACAGUGCAUUGUGGAUAAAGAUAAGAGGAACCAGUGUCGGUUCUGCAGACUUAACAAAUGCUUCAGGGCUGGCAUGAAGAAAGAAGCCGUACAGAACGAGAGAGAUCGGAUCAGCUCCCGAAGAAAUAUCCCUGACACCCAAGACUUGCCACCCAUAACUAUUUUGGCCCAAGCUGAAUCGCUGUCCCAACAGAUCACCGCUCCAGUUGGAAUACCAGACAUAUCGGAGCAGAAGUCCGCCACUGUCGGAGAUGUGUGUGACUCUAUGAGACAGCAGUUAUUGGUGUUGGUGGAAUGGGCCAAGUACAUUCCUGCAUUUGGAGAACUGCCACUGGACGACCAGGUGAGUUUGCUCAGGGCUCAUGCAGGUGAACACCUUUUGCUCGGGGUCGCCAAAAGGUCAAUGCCAUUCAAGGAUUUCCUGCUCUUAGGUAACGGCUGUGUGAUCCACAGGAACAGUCCUGAGCAGGAGAUAUAUAAGGUAGCCAACCGAGUGCUGGAUGAGCUGGUUCAGCCCUUCCAGGAUAUUCAAAUAGACGACAACGAAUAUGCUGCACUCAAGGCAAUCGUCUUCUUUGACCCAGAUGCAAAGUCUUUGCGGGACCCGUCGAAGAUCAAGGCCAUUCGACUACAGGUCCAGAUGAGUCUGGAAGACUACAUUAAUGACCGUCAGUAUGACUCCAGGGGUCGUUUCGGAGAGCUCCUACUCCUGCUGCCCACCCUGCAGAGCAUCACCUGGCAGAUGAUCGAACAGCUCCAGUUCAUUAAGCUCUGUGGCCUGGCCAAGAUAGACAACCUGCUGCAUGAGAUGCUGCUGGGAGGUUUUACGUCAGAGCAGACACACCUGCACCACCCAGCACACACCCAGCUGGCCCAGGACCCUUUGACAGGACACACGCUCGUCAUCAGCACCAUGCCUGUCACUCAUACUGCACAGAUAGCCUCUCCAGACACUCCCAUCCCAUCGCCCCCUCAGGGUCCUGCCCUGGAGAAGUACAAACACUUUCCCCAGCCUCUUUGUCCUCCAGCCAGCCCCACGCCCUCCACACAGGCCGAUCUCUGACUUCUCCCUGCACUCUGUCAAACAAGCUGACAUGGGCACAGUUUCCCCGUCUUCUAUUCACCGUCCAAGUCAUGCAAAGAUUAUGAAAGCAAUCCCUGUUCAGUGUCUGUGGUUAAACUUUACCCUGCCUCUACCCCCCGUGACUCCUGGUGGUGUUGCAACAAUAACUAAUUAAAGCUGCAGUGUGCAGAAUUUUCAAACUUCAAUAUGUCACUUUGAAAUCCAGUGAACUAAUGAAACACCAAACUAGGGUUUAACAAAACAUGCUGUGCAUUUCUGUGGUCUCCUAAAACCAAUACACUGUUUUUCAACAUAGUAUCUGAGUUUCACAACACUUUAAUGUCAGUAAGGCUCAUAGGCAUCAUGGGAAUUGUAAAAUUACAUAUUAGUCUGUUAAAAAAGUUAACGCCCUUUUUAACCAUUGCGUUGUUUGAAGUUUUUUUUAUUGACUAAUGCCUUGCUUGAUUGGGCACAUGUGCAGAACAUCCCCUUCAUAUUCAUGUUUCUUUAUGUGCAUAUCAAUCCAGUCAUAAUAAUGUGUAAAAGCACAAAAUACUAUUUAAUCAUAAACUUGCUGUUUGUAUGAACAGUAUGCAUCAGUGGGACCUAUUACACUGAGUGGUCUAAGAUCAGCUGUUGUGUUCUAAAGAUCUUCAGAAAUGUUGCUGCUCAUUUUCAGAACUUAGAUUUUCUACAUUAAAUUACAUUAUGCAAUGUACACAGGAAGUAACUACUUCAGCAGCUGGAUUUGUGCGGAAAAAAAAAGAGAUUAAAUGGUUUAUAUUUAAUACCUGGCCAUGAAUACAUCUCACAUACACAAUGACUUGUAUAUAUUCUUAAUAUACAUGUAUAAAGCAGCUUAAAAAUAAAAUAAUGGGGCACAUACGUUUGUGUCCAAGAUCAACAUGACAAUAAUAACUUCAUUUGUAAAAUAGUUUCUAAACGCUUCAUGUUAAAUGCAAAAAAGAAUGUGGUUGAACUGUAAUGUUUUAAUAUCUUACUGUAUAUAGUCAGUGGAUGAUAGGAAAUAUUUAGAUCAUCAAUGUGUCUUGCUGUAUUUAAUUUCCAAAAUCAGUUGUGUAUUUUGAUUUGUGUUGAUAAUGUAUACAUUUCUAAAUCUGUGCAGUAUAUUGAUUAAAAUGCAAUUUUGAGUCUUUGAAA